AUGUCUAAGGUUCAGACACUUAUUACUGAAGAAAAUGACGGCGUAACUUGUGACCAACUGUUUGCCGAAAAUCCCGGAUUAACCUACAAUGAUUUCAUCAUUUUGCCAGGCUACAUUCACUUUUCCGCUGAGAGCGUUGACCUGUCGUCGCAGCUGACGAAGAAGAUUCGACUCAAAACUCCUAUGGUUUCCUCUCCGAUGGAUACCGUGACCGAAUCAGGAAUGGCUAUCGCAAUGGCGUUAUGCGGCGGAAUCGGAAUCUUGCACUGCAAUUGCACUCCAGAGUUUCAAGCAAGGGAAGUUGCAAAAGUGAAGCGAUAUAAGCAAGGGUUCAUUCAUCAACCGGUCGUUAUGCGCCCUGACCAGACUGUAUACGAUAUCAUGAUGAUCAAGAAAAAAUAUGGAUUUUCGGGUAUCCCUGUGACGGACACCGGAGAGAUCGGUGGCAAGCUGAUGGGCCUGUGUGCUUCCAGGGAUAUUGACUUUAUACCAGAAGAAGAAUGGAAGACAAUAUCCCUCAAUGAUAUUAUGAUACCAAGGAAGGACGUAAUCACGGCAAGGGACUCAACCACGUUGGAUGAAGCGUACCGUAUCUUACAGGUGAAUAAGAAAGGAAAGUUGCCAAUAGUAAAUGGCAGCGAUGAAUUGGUGGCUCUAAUUGCACGAACAGACAUAAAAAAGAAUCGGUCAUUCCCAUUGAGUAGUAAGGACUCGCAGGGUCGACUUCUCGUCGGGGCCGCCAUUGGUACGCGGGAAGAUUCAAAGGCACGUUUACGAAAACUCUGUGAUGCCGGGGUCGAUGUGGUUGUUCUGGAUUCUUCGCAGGGAAACAGCGUAUACCAGAUUGAGAUGUUGCGGUACAUAAAGUCCACGUACAAAAACUUGGAAGUAGUCGCCGGCAACGUUGUUACGAUACCACAGGCAAAGAAUCUCAUUGACGCUGGUGCCGAUGCCCUAAGGGUUGGAAUGGGCAGCGGCUCAAUUUGCAUAACUCAGGAAGUGAUGGCGGUUGGGAGGGCCCAGGCCACUGCCGUUUACCGAGUAUCGAAGUAUGCCAAAGCAUUCGGCGUGCCGGUGAUCGCGGACGGUGGCAUCCAGUAUCUUGGUCACAUCACCAAGGCUCUUGCUAUCGGAGCCUCGACUGUUAUGAUGGGUUCAUUACUCGCCGGAACCCUAGAGACGCCUGGUGAUUACUUCUGGUCAGACGGCAUGCGGCUUAAGAAAUAUCGGGGCAUGGGCUCUAUAGACGCCAUGGAGUCUAAUCCAGCUAGUCGGGAACGGUAUCACGUGAAGGAUACGGACAAGGUAAAAGUUGCACAGGGGGUCUCUGGUACGAUCAGCGAUAAAGGUUCCAUAUACGUAUUCGUGCCGUAUUUGAUCCUCGGCGUGCAGCACGGAUGUCAAGACAUCGGGGCGCAAAGCGUUGAAGAUCUAAGAAACAUGACGGAACAAGGUAGAAUCAGGUUCGAGAAAAGGACUGCAGGAGCACAACUGGAAGGUAGUGUUCACACGUUGCACUCGUAA
Messenger RNA from Soboliphyme baturini, 1524 nucleotides. The record is from the annotation of a GenBank genome assembly. NCBI's taxonomy places the organism in Eukaryota, Metazoa, Nematoda, Enoplea, Dioctophymatida, Soboliphymatidae.